Molecule: messenger RNA, 987 nt
Organism: Paramecium pentaurelia
Lineage: Eukaryota; Ciliophora; Oligohymenophorea; Peniculida; Parameciidae
Source: the annotation of a GenBank genome assembly
UAUGAAUUCAGUCCUUCAAAUGCUUUAUAAAUUAGAACAACUUAUGUUAGAUAUAGAUGAAAUUUACACAAAUUCAAAAGAAAAUAGUUUUCUUAUUACUUAUUACUUUAUGGAAACAUUUUAUUUAAUGAAUAAUUAUGAAAUGAAACCUGAAUGGCUCAAUCAAUUUAGAUAAGUAAUUUGGUAAUAUAACUAAACUAUUAAUAAGCUCAUAAUAUCCACAAUUUAAACUUAAUGAAUAAUAAGAUGCAUAAGAAUUUUUGUUAGCUCUUCUUGAUAUGUUACAUGAAGAAUUAAGGAAUCCUAAGUGUGGUAAAAUACCUAUAUUUGAAUUUCAAUAAGAAGGUGAAGUAGUUUUAACAUCUCUAAUUAGUUAUAUUGAGUUUGAAAAUUCACCUAUUACUAAACAUUUUGGUAAUAUCAUUCGAACUCAAAUCAUAUGCUAAUCUUGUAAUUGUAUACAUUAUUUUCAUUUAUUAAGAUAGCAAUAAUAAAUUAGAAAUAGCUUUCUCUCUUCUCAUUAAUGUAGAAAGUAGCAAAAAUACAGUAUUAGAAAUGCUUUAAUAAUCAUUCAAUAAAGAAGUAGUUAAAAUGAAAUGUCCUAAAUGCGAAUUAGAAAAGAAGUUUGAUAAAUAAACUACUGUAAUCAAAUAUUCAGAAUAGCUUCUUAUUUGUUUAAAUAGAUAUAAAAUACCUGGAGGAUUAAUUGAUAGAUGGUGGAAUGGAAAUGAAAUAUAAAAAAGCACUAAAUCAAUUACUUUAAAUAAUAAAUUAAUAAUAGGUAAAUAUGAGAAGAUCUUGAUUGGGAUUGUUGAUCAUAGUGGUAGCAAAGACAAAGGACAUUAUCGCUAUUUUCAUUUAAGUGGUAAUGAUUGGGUCUGUUUUAAUGAUGCAAAAAUUAAUUUACUUUGUGAAUAAUCAAUUCAGAAAUUGAUUCACUAAAACGAAACUUCUUAUAUUUUGCUUUAUUCUAAAUAAUCAUCAUGA